ACAAAAAUAUUCUUCCGCGAGGUGAUGGCGGCUCAGCUGGCAGGAGCAGGGCAGCGCUCCGGGAAUAAUUUGGCGAAUACGUGUGUACUGAGAGGAAUAUGUAAAUCCUUCUCCACUCAUGGGAUAAAUAAAGAGCUUGAGGCCACUACCAGGAGGAUUAUUACGCCAUCAAGCUUUACCGUACAUAAUAAGGUUGGAUUGAGCACAGCACAAUGGGGAAGACAUCCAGGUCCCUUGGGUGGAAGGUUUCAGGCAGGAAAACUACACCAGAGGUUUGGUGUACGGAACUGCUUCCAUCCUGGUGCCUCAGCCCUGAGUCGGGAUUAUGUAGGAGUGUCAGCAAAGGACGUCACUGGCCGGGAAAUGCUGCGUGCUCUAGCCACUUACGUUUGGCCCAAAGGUAACACCAGAGUGAAGGCACGUGUGACCACUGCUCUGGGUCUGCUGGUUGGGGCAAAGCUCCUCAACGUGCAAGUUCCGUUCAUCUUUAAGGAUGUCGUCAACUACCUCAAUGAACACACUGGGGAUCUCAUGGCACUGUCUGACCCAGCUUCCACUGUUGCCACCACUGCCUUCUCCCUCAUGAUUGCAUAUGGUAUCGCCCGCACAGGAGCUGCAGGCUUCAAUGAGCUCCGCAAUGCUGUGUUUGCCAAAGUUGCUCAGGAUUCCAUCCGCAAGAUUGCCAAGAAUGUCUUCCUGCAUUUGCAUAACCUUGAUCUCAACUUCCACCUUAGCCGGCAAACUGGAGCUCUCUCAAAGGCCAUUGACCGUGGUAGCCGAGGUAUCAACUUUGUUAUGUCGGCUCUUGUGUUCAAUGUGGUACCAACCAUCUUUGAAGUGAGCCUAGUGGCUGGAAUUUUGGUCUACAAGUGUGGCUGGGAGUUUGCGGGUGUGACAGUGGGCUGCAUUGGUGCUUAUGCUGCCUUCACCCUCGGCAUUACCCAGUGGCGCACAAAGUUCAGGGUGGACAUGAACAAAGCAGAGAAUGAGGCUGGAAACAGAGCCGUUGACUCACUCAUUAAUUAUGAGACUGUGAAGUAUUUCAACAAUGAACAAUUCGAAGCUAAUCAAUAUGAUAAAUAUCUCAAGAAGUAUGAAUUGGCAUCCCUUAAGACUUCUACUUCCCUUGCUCUCCUGAACUGGGGCCAAAAUGUCAUAUUCAGCAUGGGCUUGUCAGCUAUGAUGAUUCUAGCUACACGGGAGAUCAUUGCAGGGAACCUAACUGUUGGAGAUCUGGUAAUGGUGAAUGGGUUAUUAUUUCAACUAUCUCUGCCCCUUAAUUUUCUGGGGUCUGUGUAUCGGGAAGUACGCCAGGCCCUGAUUGACAUGCAGACCAUGUUUACUCUCCUCCAGCAGUCUCCCACCAUCACGAAUGCUGAAAAUGCCCGGCAGCUGCAAGUGACACAGCAGGCAGCCAUCACCUUCAAUAAUGUCCACUUUGAGUAUAAUGCAGGCUUUCCCAUCUUUAAAGAUCUCAGUUUUACUGUUCCCACUGGCAAAAAGAUAGCCAUUGUGGGAGGCUCUGGUAGUGGGAAGUCAACCAUUGUACGGCUGUUGUAUCGCUUCUAUGAGCCUCAGAAGGGUAGCAUCACCAUCAACAACCAAGAUAUUGCACUUGUGGAUGUAGAGAGUCUAAGGAGAGCUAUUGCUGUUGUUCCUCAGGACUGUGUGCUCUUCCAUGACACCAUAGAGUACAACUUGCACUAUGGUGACCUGACCAAGGAUGUCACUGAGGUGCAGAGGGUGGCCUGCCUUACUAAGCUCCAUGAUGCUAUUUCCAGCUGGGCCAAGGGCUACAGCACUCAGGUUGGAGAGCGGGGUCUGAAGUUAUCUGGCGGAGAAAAGCAACGUGUUGCUAUUGCACGAGCCAUUCUCAAAGACGCCCCUAUUCUUAUUUUUGAUGAAGCAACAUCCUCCCUGGAUUCCAUUACUGAACAGGGAAUCAUGGAUGCAUUGAAGUGUGCCACAGAAGGAAGAACCAGUAUUUGUAUUGCCCAUCGAUUAUCAACAGUCGUUGAUGCUGAUGAGAUACUAGUACUUCAUGAGGGCCAACUGGCUGAACAGGGAUCACAUGAGGAGCUUCUGGCUCGUGGAGGCUACUAUACUCUUCUGUGGAACUCCCAGCACCUAGUUCAAUGAAAAGCUGGUAGCAACAACUUCAUGAAAAUGAGCCUCAGGGAAAAUAAACAUUUUCCACUACAUGAUUAAUCACUUGGCUGGCUGCACCACAAGAAUUAUAUAUACUGCAACCUUUACAGAUAAUGAAUGUAAGUUGGCACCAAGAAGUCAUUCUUCUCUCUUCUCCCUGAUUGGCUGUUGAUAUAAAGAAGUAUAUUAGUGAAAUGCACAUCAAAUGGGUGAUAUUGGAAUCACUGAAAGUUGUAAGAUUAAAUUAAAAACACUCAAUUCAGUCAUGUGUUACUACUAAAGAACAGAACUUUCAAAACUGGCAAUGUGACCUAGCCUUAAGGACAUUGUAAGUGUGAAAGAAAUAUCUGUGCAUAUUAUCUUGGAUCCAUUAAUUGCUUUUUCUUGUUUUUUAAUUAUCCAUUCUCCCUUAGUUUUGCUGCAAAUUGCUCUUUAUUUUAUUAGCAUUUUUAAUCAUGAACUCUGUAAAUGGUCUCAAUUAAGAAUAUUUGGCAUAUUUUAUUGAUAUGCUACUUUGUGUCUUCAACAGCUAAUCAGAGAGAGAGAGAGAGAGAGAGAGAGAGAGAGAGAGAGAGAGAGA
Portunus trituberculatus (swimming crab) is the source of this 2728-nucleotide messenger RNA. RefSeq names its product iron-sulfur clusters transporter ABCB7, mitochondrial-like (gene ABCB7). NCBI's taxonomy places the organism in Eukaryota, Metazoa, Arthropoda, Malacostraca, Decapoda, Portunidae. The record is from RefSeq and is a predicted model, not a curated record. Gene Ontology annotation, molecular function: ABC-type transporter activity; ATP binding; ATP hydrolysis activity. Gene Ontology annotation, biological process: intracellular iron ion homeostasis; transmembrane transport. Gene Ontology annotation, cellular component: mitochondrial inner membrane.